Molecule: messenger RNA, 1114 nt
Organism: Melitaea cinxia (Glanville fritillary)
Lineage: Eukaryota; Metazoa; Arthropoda; Insecta; Lepidoptera; Nymphalidae
Product: D-3-phosphoglycerate dehydrogenase
Exons: 8
Coding region: 49-1032 (327 amino acids)
Molecular function (GO): NAD binding; phosphoglycerate dehydrogenase activity
Source: RefSeq, a predicted model, not a curated record
AACAGACUACGCCAGAGUAAACAUCGCAACUAUUCAGCCUCUAUCAAAAUGGGUCUCGAAAUUAAUUCUGUAUUAUUGGUCGACGGAGUGGGAGCCAAUUGCGCUCAGAUUCUUAAAUCACAUAAAUUUGAUGUCACUAUAAUAGAGAAGAUACUAAGAGACCAACUUUUGAAGGAAAUCCCUAAACACGAUGCUCUAGUGGUUCGCUCCGCGACACAAGUGACGAAGCAAAUCUUGGAAGCAGGGUCUAAGCUGAAGGUGGUGGCGAGAGCUGGUGCUGGCGUCGACAACAUUGAUAUUAAAGCAGCGGGUGAAUUAGGAAUAGGCGUUAUAAAUGCUCCGGGAGCGAAUGCCAUGAGUGCCUGCGAGUUGACAUGUAGUUUGAUGUUGGCUUUGGCCCGACACAUCAUUCCUGCAGCUACUGCUUUAAAGGCUGGUCAAUGGGAACGCACAAAGCACACAGGCACAGAAUUAUACGGAAAAACACUGGCCAUUUUGGGACUCGGUAGAGUAGGCAGAGAAGUCGCAGUGCGAAUGAGUGCUUUCGGCAUGAAGGUAAUUGGAUACGAUCCCUUUGUAGCGGCAGAGCAAUGCGCGGAAUUCAAUGCAGUUAAAAUGGAACUUGACGAGCUCUGGCACCUUGCAGACUAUAUUACUCUUCACACACCUCUCAUCGGAUCCACAAAAAACUUUAUAAACGCUAGUAUUUUAUCUAAAUGCAAGAAAGGCGUUAAGAUCAUAAAUGUAGGUCGAGGUGGACUAAUCAAUGAGCGUGAUCUGUUAGAGGCACUUAAGUCUGGUCAGGUCGGUGGUGCAGCACUUGACGUGUUUGAACAGGAACCACCCACAGAUCCUUUGACUUUACAGAUCAUUAAGCAUCCAGCAGUGAUUGCAACUCCUCAUCUCGGAGCAUCAACCACAGAAGCUCAAAUUCGCGUUGGAUCAGAAAUUGCGGAACAAAUAGUAAACCUGGUCAAGCCUGGCACAUAUGAAACACCUCUUGCUGAAGUUACUCGGAUCUUUUUGAAAUGAAUUGUUGGUUACUAAAAUUUAAUUUUAUAUUACUUACUUUUUUAUAACUUUAAUAAAAGCUAUAUCUAUAUGUCUGCAUAAA